UGAGCUGCUGCGGUGGCAGUGGCAGGAGGUGCAGGCGCCCUGCCUGGUGGCCGCCUGGAUCCUGGUGGCCAGCCUGGCCAAGAUCGUUUUCCACCUGUCGAGGAAGGUGACAUCCGUUGUCCCGGAGAGCUGCCUCCUCAUCCUGCUGGGGCUGGUCCUGGGGGGCAUCGUGUUGGCCGUGGCGAAGAAAGCCGAGUACCAGCUGGAGCCCAACAUGUUCUUCCUCUUCCUUCUGCCCCCCAUCGUCCUAGACUCAGGCUACUUCAUGCCCAGCCGGCUGUUCUUCGACAACAUCGGUGCCAUCCUCACCUACGCGGUGGUGGGCACGCUCUGGAACUCCUUUGCCACCGGCACAGCGCUCUGGGGGCUGCACCGGGCCGGGCUCAUGGAUCCGGGUGUCGAAGCUGGGCUGAUGGAUUUCCUGCUCUUCGGCAGCCUCAUCUCAGCUGUGGACCCUGUGGCAGUGCUGGCUGUCUUUGAAGAGGUCCAUGUGAAUGAGACCCUCUUCAUCAUCGUGUUUGGCGAGUCUCUCCUGAAUGAUGCUGUCACCGUGGUGCUGUACAAGGUCUUCAACUCUUUUGUGGAGCUGGGCCCAGCGCACAUCCACGCCACAGACUACGUGAAGGGG
This is a messenger RNA of Lepidothrix coronata (blue-crowned manakin), 628 nucleotides long. RefSeq names its product sodium/hydrogen exchanger 5-like. Gene Ontology annotation, biological process: regulation of pH; sodium ion transport; proton transmembrane transport. NCBI's taxonomy places the organism in Eukaryota, Metazoa, Chordata, Aves, Passeriformes, Pipridae. Gene Ontology annotation, molecular function: sodium:proton antiporter activity. Gene Ontology annotation, cellular component: membrane. The annotation marks the transcript as partial. The record is from RefSeq and is a predicted model, not a curated record. The transcript is spliced from 4 exons.